Messenger RNA from Manihot esculenta (cassava), 3603 nucleotides. Its product is annotated as COP1-interacting protein 7. The coding region runs from base 356 to 3112 and encodes 918 amino acids. NCBI's taxonomy places the organism in Eukaryota, Viridiplantae, Streptophyta, Magnoliopsida, Malpighiales, Euphorbiaceae. The record is from RefSeq and is a predicted model, not a curated record. The transcript has 9 exons.
UUGGGUUCGAGAUAUGUAGCCCACUGGAAAGAUAUUCCAAAGAAUAUGACGACGUCGUUUCUGUGGGGCUCACUCUCCCAAAUCACUUUUGCAUGUGCAAAUCUUCAUCAUCUAUUCAUCUCCCGCUGUCUUUCUCUCGCAGUAAUGUCCAGUUCAGCUUCAGCUAAGCCACAUUCAAAAUUUUGAUACCCACGUUCAACCACUUCUUCUCUAUUCACUUCUCUUUCUCUGUUUCUUUUCCUUCAUAUAACAUCAAGAUUACACUCCAAGAACGAUGAAACAAUCCUACACCCGGUAGACACUAUGCACUGGUAAUUUUUUAGCUUCCAGUUUUGAUCUGCAGCCCUCUUUCUCAAUGGCCUCAUCAAGUAAUCUGCUUGACUAUGCUUUGUUUCAACUCACUCCUACUCGAACCAGAUUUGAUCUUGUUCUGUUCUAUGGAGGCAAGACUGAGAAACUGGCUUCUGGUUUAUUUGAACCUUUCAUUUCCCACCUCAAAUUUGCUAAAGAUCAGAUUUCCAGAGGUGGGUACUCCAUCAAACUCUGCCCACCCACCGCCAAUGCUCCUUGGUUCACCCAAGCUACUUUUGAGAGAUUUGUGCGUUUUGUUAGCACUCCAGCAGUGCUUGAGAGAUUUGUCAGUCUAGAAAAAGAAAUCUUGCAGAUUGAGAGUUCAGCUCAAGCCAAUGAAUUGUCAAACGCUGAUGUGAAUGGAAAAUUGGAGGAAGGUAGUGGGCUAGCUGCCAAUUCUAACAGAAGGAAGUCAAUUGACCCCUCCAAGGUAAAAGGGGAACAUGAGAGACACAAUGAAACUUCACCAGAAGAAAACUCCAAGAUUCAGCUCCAACGGCUUCUUGAAACUCGGAAAACAUUGCUUCGCAAAGAGCAAGCUAUGGCUUAUGCCCGUGGACUUGUUGCUGGAUUUGAAGUGCAUAAUAUAGAUGAUCUCAUUUCCUUUGCAGAUGCAUUUGGAGCCUCACGGUUAAGGGAAGCAUGCAUUAAUUUCAAGGAAUUAUGUAAAAAAAAGCGUGAGGAUGGUCUUUGGAUGGAGGAAUUAGCAGCAAUGGAAGCAUGUCCACCAUCGGAAUUGUCAUUUUUGGGAAGUUCAGGAAUAAUACUUAAUAAUGAUGCUGGCAGCCUUAAUCCAAAUAUUGUACUAACUUUCCCCAAAGGUGAUGUUAUGCAAAAUGGAUCCACAGAUGCAUCAAGGUCUGAUUCAACUGCCAGUCAUGCAAGUUUUGACAGCAAAAAGGAUGAUAACUUGGCAACAUCAGAUCAGAUGACAUCAACUACCAACAAAGUUCAUGUGCCAACGCCGUGGUCAAAUCAGAUACCUCAGUAUAUUUAUAAUUUCCAGAACCCUCAACAACUUCCUCCAUACCAAGGAUAUCCAUUCCCUAUGCAGCCUAUCCCUCCUCAUUAUGCAAUGGCCAUGCAGUGGCCUCCCAGUCUGAAAGAAUCUGCUCUGGUAAAAAAGGAGAAAUUUCUGAACAAAAAUGGGCUUGAACAUUCAGGAGAAGAUGGAGAAACCGAGUCCAGCGACUCUGAGGUACAGAGUGAUUCAGAUUCAUAUAUGCAGCAAAACAAAAGGAACUCUUCUACAGAUUCUUCCCACAGGAAAAAGCAUAGGAAGAAGUCCUCUAAGACAGUUGUUAUCCGUAAUAUUAACUACAUUACUCCAAAGAGAAGAAGUGGAGAAAAAGCCAGUGUCUCUGAUGAGUCUUCUUAUGAUGAGGAUGAUUUCACUGAUGAAGAUUCCCUCCAGCAAAAGGUACAUGAUGCAAUUGGAUCAUUGGAUAAAUUGCACAAGUCAAAGUCAAGUAAUCAUGGGAAAAAAGGUUCAGUCAAGAGUAACCACACUUCCAAUGGGUCACAUGAUGCUGGUCUCCAAGAUUUUGGUGAUGGUGUUAUUUCAAAUCCUUCAGAGGGAGGAAAGAAAAAUGAGAACUGGGAUGCUUUCCAGAACCUCCUGAUGAGAGAUGAGGAGGAAAAUGUUAGUGAAGUAGGUAAAUUGCAUCCAAUGGAUGUUCCGGACGAGCAUUUUAUUGUCAAAAGCUUAGGUAACGGAAUUACAUUGGCGAACAACCGCGCUAUGGACUUGGAAUUGGAGAAAGUACCAAAGCAACGGAUGGCUGCAGGUGAUUCCUUUGUUGUGACUCAAAGGGAUGGGGUAUCUGAAAAUAAAGAUAGGAUGGAAGAUAUUGAAAGUGCAGAGAAUCUUAGAUCAGUCAUGAAGAGAAGGGAUUCCACAGAUGCAGAUCUGGUAAUUCCACAGAGAGUGGAAGAAUCUGGAGGUAGACUCGGGGUUAUCCUGUCUGCAACCGAGUCAUCCACGAUUAAGCCUAGAAACAGAGAAGAUUGGUUUGUCAUCAGCCACUCAGGGAAACCAGAAAACGAGAAUUCAAUUGAUGACAUUAUCUUCAAUGGUGAUCAAAAGUCAUCAUCAGAUGGUGAUUAUUUGAAUUUUGAAAACGGUAGAAAGAAUGUAGCUGUUGAUGAUUCUUUCAUGAUACAUGUUCGACCAGCAGUCGAUGAUCUGUGUGACUCUCCUUGGAAAACUGACAUCAGCAUGGCUGCAGAUAUUAAUUUAUCAUCCCAGUCAGAAAAUGGCACUGUAAAAGAAAACCACGAAGUAUUGGGUGGUUAUGAACCAAAUGAUCUAUGUGUGGUACUUGAACGUGAUUCUGGAUUAGAAUCAGCAAGGGAAUCCUGGACUUCAGACCAUGGAAUUGACAUAUCAUUCAUGGAAACUGAAACAAGGAGCUCAAGUGUUGAAACUACUAAUCAUGCUGCUAAGAAGCUUCCUUCAAAUUGCGAAAACCCUACAGUGAAGAAAAAGGAAAGUAGCGGAAGAAAAGUUCCAGGCAAAGAAGUUAGGCCUAGAGUUUCAUCUGGAUCCCCUGGAAAUAACAAAACUGGCAUAGCAUCCAAGAGCAAGAAACCGUCGCUUCCAAGCAGGCCUAUAGUGCAGAAGAGCAAGCUGGAGAAGGAAGAAGAAAUUCGGAAGAAGAUGGAAGAAUCAUUGAUUCAACGCCAGAAAAGAAUUGCAGAAAGAACUGCAGCUAGUGGUGUUACUCCAGCAUCAACCAAGAAAAACCCCAUCAGAAAGUAAACAAAUGAAAGGCUCCAUUAAGUUAAAUCGGAGUAAAACCCGUUCAUGACACGAGACACGAACAGCUUAAGAAAAUAUCAGAAGGUAAGUGAAGUUGUGAAAAAUGUGCAGAUCAUAAUUUCUUGAUGUCUUAAAGGUUAUUUUGGCAAUCCGAGGUCGAUGGAAAGGGCUAUACACCAGCUAUCCUGGAGACCGAAUCCUCAGUAUUAUUCAACAGCAUCUUCAACAUCUCCACAGAAUUAUAAAUCUAGUAGCUUAUAUGUAUAGUUUUCACUUCUUCACAUUCUUUCAUACUAUUGUAGCUAAGUAGAGUGAAUCCUGAAGGCGUCUCGAAAACAAUAACCCAUCUGUUUAGUCCCUUGUUCCCUGGACCUGGCUGGUUUGUUCUUUAAAACUGUGUAGAAAACUUCAUUGUUGCUGUAUACGUUUCAUGAUUGUUUAUAGUCGUUUAUAUUUCUAUGUAGUUAAUGCCAAAUUGGUAUUGAGUUUCA